AUGGCACGAGGUAGUGGCAAUGUGGCCACGGCAUUGGCCAGUACACAGAGGGCAAAGAAAGAACCAGAAUUGAAAAAAGCUGAGAAAGAGAUAAAGAGGUUCAUCAACAUGGCGGGUGGGGUGUUGCCUGUGGAUUCAUCACCAAUUACCAAUGGCUUCCCUUCCAAGAUCACGCUCUCAAUCGUCAUCACCUGCAUCGUUGCUGCAUCCAGUGGACUCCUUUUUGGAUAUGACCUCGGAGUUUCAGGAGGAGUGACAACAAUGGUGCCGUUUCUGGAAAAAUUCUUCCCAGACAUAUUAAGAAAGAUUGGUGGCAGUGAAGUGAACAUGUACUGUGUUUAUGACAGUCAAGUUUUGACAUUGUUCACCUCUUCUCUGUAUCUUGCGGGGUUAGUAUCGUCUCUGGUAGCUAGUCGAGUAACAACAGCAAUAGGUCGAAGAAACACCAUCUUAUUAGGUGGUGCUGUUGUUUCUUCUCGGUGGUUCCCUUAA
This is a messenger RNA of Vigna umbellata (rice bean), 492 nucleotides long. NCBI's taxonomy places the organism in Eukaryota, Viridiplantae, Streptophyta, Magnoliopsida, Fabales, Fabaceae. The record is from RefSeq and is a predicted model, not a curated record.